GAGAGGAGUGCAGCAACGGCUGCAACACAGAAGCGAGAGCCAAAUGUGUGCGCGCGUUUCAGGAUCCCCCGUAUGUGCGACAGCUGUGAUCUUCGCAACGUCGUCUCCGGAGCAGUUAUGCAGACAGCAGCAGGAGCCGACCCUUCAGCCACCGUUUUCCAUGCUGUGUUGACCUGUUUUGCAGUGUUUUCUUGCAACCAGUAGUGUCUGCUAACUUCACGGGAGUGCACCAUGGCGUCAGUGAAGGUCGCCGUGCGUGCCAGGCCCUUUAAUCAAAGGGAGAUUGACUUGAAAAGCAGUGAGAUUAUUCGCAUGGAUGGUAACAAGACAUGCAUUGAAAAUCUGAAGUUUCAGAGCCUAAUCUCCUGCCCCAAUAUAAUAGUGUCGCCACAGGGUGGAAGUGAGGAGUUAGGCCGAGAGCGAAUUAAGGAAUUUACAUUUGACUAUUCUUACUGGUCUGUGCACCCAAGUGAUCAACACUUUGUAACGCAAGAACAGGUUUUUAAUGACCUUGGCCAGGAAGUUGUGGACAAUGCAUUUGAAGGCUACAAUGCUUGCAUAUUUGCCUACGGCCAAACCGGGUCAGGAAAGACCUUCACUAUGAUGGGCUCGUCUGACAAUGAAGGGCUCAUACCGCGAAUUUGCCAAGCUAUGUACACUAGGAUGAAAUUAGGGCAAAAUUCUGGCACUACAUUUCGUACAGAGGUUAGUUAUCUUGAAAUUUACAAUGAAAAGGUAAAAGACCUGUUAAAGCGAGAAAGCACACAGCACAAUCUCAGAGUCCGAGAGCAUCCAAAGCUUGGACCAUAUGUACAAGACUUGUCACGCCACCUUGUCAUGGACUACUCGGAUGUAGAGGAGCUCAUGGCACGCGGAAAUGCGCACAGGACGACUGCAUCCACAGCCAUGAAUGAUGUCAGCAGCCGGUCGCAUGCUAUUUUUACUUUGAAUUUUACUCAGGCAAAAUUUAUUCGUGACCUCCCAAGUGAAACUGUCAGCAAAGUUAACUUGGUCGAUCUUGCUGGCAGUGAACGGGCUGAUUCCACCAAGGCAACUGGCCAGCGUUUAAAAGAAGGUGGCCACAUCAACAAGUCUUUAGUCACACUUGGAACAGUCAUAUCGGCACUAGCCGAGCUGUCAACCAGUCAUAGCCGGAAGCGCGUGUUCAUUCCUUACCGGGAUUCUGUCUUGACUUGGCUAUUGAGAGACAGCCUAGGAGGGAACUCCAAGACAAUCAUGAUUGCCACCAUCUCUCCUGCGGAAUGCAACUAUGGAGAAACGCUGAGCACCUUGCGCUAUGCAAACCGUGCCAAGAAUAUUAUCAACAAGCCGACUAUCAAUGAGGAUCCAAAUGUCAAACUCAUCAAAGAACUUCGAGAGGAGAUUGCCAGACUACGGUCAAGAGUCGAAGGGGAUGAUAGUAGCACACAGGUGAUGGAGAAACUCCAAGAGAAUGAAGCAAGGGUGAAAUUUCUGACAGAAGAGUGGACGGAGAAAUGGAAGGAAACACACAAAAUUCUAAAGGAGCAAAAGACCCUAGGCCUGCGGAUGUCUGGCCAAGGCGUCGUCCUCGACUCCGAGCGGCCGCACCUGAUUGGACUGGGAGAUGACAUUCUGAGCACGGGUGUUGUCCUCUACCACUUGAAGGAUGGAAAGACCUUCAUAGGCACUGAGAAUGCAGUGACCAAGCAAGAUAUUGUCCUAUCUGGAUCUGGAAUCCAAGAUGAGCAUUGCUCCAUAGAGCUGGUGGACGGUGGGGCCACCCUUUACCCAAAUGCAAACUCUGAGUGCUGCAUCAACACAAUGCCUGUGGACAAGCCUACCAGGCUCACACAAGGCUGUGUCGUUCUGCUGGGAUCGACAAAUGUGUUCCGAUACAAUGACCCUGCUGAGGUACACAAGCUUAGAAAAGAGAAGGAGAGGAGGUCACUUAUGAACCUGUCUCACUUGUCUUUUCUGAGCCGAUCAGCAGGCGACAUGUCCAAGUCGACAGAGAGCAUCUGCGGAAAUGGGUUUGAGGCUCAUGAAGAUGGAAGUGAAAAGAUUAUGGACAUGAGCAUGCGCAAGCUAUUGGAAAAGCAGUCGGGCAACUACGAGGAGCACAACAACAACAGCAGCGUUGUUGCUCCGCUGAGCAAAGAGCAGGAAGCCGUGGAGGCGCAGCUGUCUCAAAAGCGCGAGGAGCUCAGGCAACUGCAGGAGAAGACCGAGGAGCUCAAGAGGAUGGCCGAUGAGGCUCAUAGAAAAGCUGAAGAAGAGCAAACAAAGCUUGAAAAUGUCACUGAGGAAUUGCGAAGACAUCUGGAGAAGCAAGCUAGCGAAGAACAAGGUACAGCGCAGAGGAUUGUGCAGCUUCAGCAGGAGCUACGUUACCUGACAGCAAAGGAGAAAGAAGUGCGAGAGAAUUUUGAGCAGCUCAAAAACAGGCUUCAACAGGAGCGAGUGUACGUGCUGAGCAAACUUGAGACAGAGCAGUCGCGCCUCUAUGAUGAGAUCAAGAGCCUCGAGAUGAAGGAGCAGGACUUGAAGGACGCUAUCGCCAAGCAGCAGCAGGAGCUGGCGCGUGUGGAAGAAGAGGUCAGCCAGAAGAAAGAUGAAUACUCGUCUCAGACGAAUCUCCUACAGGACGAGAUACAUCUUCUGAAAGACGAGCUCGUACUUUCGACUACCCAAGCUUCGGAGAACUGGCGCUCCCUCCUGUCGCUUAUCUCUGGCGCCCGCGAUGACCUUCCCCUUCCCAAGAACACCAGUGAUCUGGAGAACAUCGUCGAGAGCAUCCGUCAGCAGCUUGCCGACAAGAAACAUGCCCAACUGGCCGAGAUCCACGAAGAGCGGCAAAGCAUCGCUGGGCAAAUCGAAGCCUUGGCAGAGAAGCAGAAGUUGUUGCAGAGCUUUGCCGAUGAAGCAUCACCAGACGAAGAUGGCUCAGGUGACCGGGAAGGCCGUGAAAGGAAAGGCCAUGGCACAAGAACUUCUGGCGAAGCGUCCUCCAAUGAAAAGGGUGGCGGCGAGGACAAACUCUCGUCGGAUGAGUCGGACAGUGAGGAAGUGAGCACUCUUGUGAAGGGAAGGCUUGCUUUCGUGGGUGAAGAAGUGCGCAAACUUCAGGAAGAGGAGCAGGCACUGGGCAGGAAAGAAGAGGACGUGGAAGUUGGCUGGCGGCAUAACCUCGACACACUGGACUCGCUGCUUCCAUUGCUCGAGUCCAUGGUUGAGGACCUGGACAAGCUGGAAGGUUGCAUAUCAGAAAAGGAACAAGACGUCGCCGACAUAGAGAGUUCUGUGAACCAGUGUGACAGCAAACUCACAGGCGUUCUCACCGAGAAAGAAAACCUGGAACAGCAGCUCCAGAAGGUGCAAGAUCGCAAAGUGGAUGCUGACACGGAACAGAAAGAGCUCAAGACAUCGCUGAACAGCCUGGAUGACAAGAUGGCAUUUCUGGCACAGCAGGAAGAAGACAUACUGAGCACGUUGAAGAACAAGCGACAGCGAGUUGAAGAAGAGCUGUCCAAGUUCAGCAAUGGUAACGACCCGCUGAUCGACGCUCUUGGCAAUGGCAGCCAGCUGUCAUCCCCUGCACACAACGAAAGCUAUCUUCUGUCGUGCUCCGACAACCUCGGACCUCUGACGUCUUCUCCCAUAUCCAACAAAUUGCAUCACAGUAGCUGGGAUCUAUCUGGUCUCGAGGAAAAGUACUUGGUCAUUGAGAAGGAGCUUGAGGAACGACGGAAAGCCUUUGAUUCUGAGCGGGGAGAAGCUGACAAUGUCUGCCUGAAGCAGCUCAGGGAGAUGGAAUUCAAGCAUCGGGAGGAAUUACUGGAGCUCAUUAAGGAAAAGGCAGAAGACCUGAAGAGACAUAACUCGGGCCUGCAUCCACUGCCCUGUGAUGGCAAUUCUUCCACUCUUCCUGGAAGAAGACAAAACAUCACAUCUCGAUCUUUGCCCAUUCUCCCAACGCACCCCUACCUGUCAUUCGAGCGAGGCACAGAGGAGUGCCCCAUCAGGAUAUCCAUUCCAUCCUACACGUUGCGAGGAAGUGGAUCCAAUGCUCACAUUGAAUACGAAGUCAAGGUGGUAGUCAUGGAUGACAGCUGGACCUUGUAUCGGCGAUACAAGCGGUUUCGAGAGCUCCAUGACUACAUGAAGUUAAAGUAUGGACAGAAGGUGAUGCUGCCAUACUUCCCCCCAAAGCUGCUCUUUGGGAACAAGUCACAGCGACUGGUGGAAGAACGGCGCAAGCUGCUGGAGGUUUACCUGAUUGAGCUCAUCAACAAGUGCCGUCGUGACCUGUCCUGUCCCCUGCACCGAACAGUGCAGGGCCUCUGCAAACAGCACAUGUGGGAGUUUGCACCAUUCUUCCGGAAAGGAUGUUUCGAGACGAGCAAGCACAGCACCGGCUGAAGGCCAUGAUGUUUGCAUAGCUUCGGAGACACUUUUCACGCAGUGCGCCGCAUGUUUCAUGCAGCGGUAUCAAUUGCACUAUGCCUUGCAACGCGAUUUUGAAUUCGGGGUCACGAGCCCUCUCAUGAGGUUUGUGGGCAAAGGAGCUUGAGAGGUAAGGAUGUGCAAAUAGGACAGUGUUUAACCACUGCUGGCAUAAUUUUUUCAAGCAAAGCACACACGCUCGUGGUUCAUCAUUGUGAUAUUGCAUAGAUCGUUCCCAAGUUGUUGGACUACUGUGCUUGCAUGAAAAGCUGGCCUCCACGCCAGACAGUGGUGUGGCAUUGAGUUUGCCGGUUACAAGUAUUCUUUUGUCGAGGCAAAAGUUAUGUCGUAAGUUUGCACACUGGAGUCAUUUGUUAAAAGGUGCCACAUCAACAGACCAAACAGCAAGCUUUCAGCGUAGCUAAGGCUAACCAUGAAAUAGAUGGUUAUACUCACAACAUGCCUGUGCCAUUUGACCGGGUGUGUUGGUUGGUCACCUUUCUGCUGUGUCGAGAAACCAGUGUGCGAUGAGCGGGGGUGUGUUUACACCCAACUCUGUAAAUUCGCGACUGUUCCUGAAUGCUGUCUGCUUUGAGGCAAACCUAUGCAAGUGCAGCAAGAGGUAAUGUCAGGAGGCCUUCCUGGUGUCCGAGUACCGGCUGUGUUUCCAACAGCCAAGCUUUUGUUUCAUAUACUCACUUGACAAAGUAUAAUCUAGCGCACCCUCUUUUAUCAGCAGCUUUGUUGCAUCGGCUUUUGUGAAGCAUUGGUCAUGGUGCUUUUGCUUGUGGUAGCCCUGGAGAACAGUACGUCUGCUGUGUUUGCUUUCAAAUGGUAGUGCCUGUUACUGUAGCAUUACUGGUAUAUUGGUGCCGCUUUGCAUGAAGAGGCUGGUAUUAACUGCCCCAAAAAUGCAUUUGUGCAUGCCACAAAAAUGUACGAGGCAGUUUUUACUUGCACAUCCGUCUCGUUAGAGAAGACUGUAGGUGGCAUUAAGGAGUGAAGUUCAGAGUGCAGGAUCUGGCAACUAACCUACAGCAAGUCGUCGUACACCAUGUAAGGGUUCUCCUGUUUACACGAGUACAAACAAGUCCUUGCAAACUUUUUGUUUCAAAGUGUUAUUUAGCUUUGGCCAUGAGAUAGUAGCAGCAUGAAUCCAAGCUUAUUUAUGAUGCCCCCAACUAUCGAGUCUGACUCAUACCUGCAACUAUUCUAGGUGUUUUUAAACCAUAUUGGAGCAUGCUGGAAGUCUGUCUGUUCUUCCUUCUAGCUUCGAUGGGGAUGCCUGCGUUGUCCUAUUUGUAUAGGUAUUUUUAACUUUUGGAGAGCAUAUACUGUUUUGCAUGAAAGCAUAAUGUGAGGCGUGCUUUUUUUUGUUUUAUUAUGAAUGAGUCGGGCUUGUUGCAACGCUCUUGUACAGUUUUCUAUUUAGUUUUUGUUUCUCCGCUUCCGUAGAGAUUUUUCGUAUACUAGGUUAUUCCUUGUCUUUUGCAUUUGUCCAUGCUUUUGAAUGCAUCAUCAACUUUUCUUCUUUACUCCAACUCCACUUGUAUUGUGGGAACACGUCAGCACAAAUACAUCUGGUGCGCACAAGAAUUCCUUUAAGUAGUUAUAUACACUAUAGCAUGAGAGUUUUAUUUAAGUCCUAGGUUCACUAGUAGCAGGAAACGAAGGUUGAAAGCUCAUAAUCACCGAGGAGUGCAGUACACGUUCGCUGCUGUCAUAUGGCAGCUCCCAACACAUUUCCUGGGCAGUCCUGAUCUCGUACAUUGUAUAGAGCUUGGCAGUGGUUAUGAUAAUGUUUAGGUUUUUCUCACUUCCCCAUAUUACUGGCAUACAAGCACCUGCUCAUCUUACAUAGGAGAAACGAUUCAGCACCAUCAAGAUAUUCAUCUCAUACUUUCAUCUAUACAAAUUCUGCAAGUUCUUCAAAGUGGAUGUUAAAAAUAGGGAGCAUGAGGCAAUUUGCAUUAGCUCAAACCAACUGAAAUUCUUUUGCACAUAUUUGUUUUUACAAUUGUAGUAUAGAAUAGCAUACUCUAUUGUAUCUGAGUGCAAGGUGGUUAUGCCAGGCCAGCUUUAGUCAUUCUUGUUUUAUUGAAUACAUUUCAUCAGCUACUUCAUAGCUUUUGUAAGAUUUGUAUCGUCGCCGAGUGGUGAGCUCACACUUUUAUGAGACCACACUGAGAUACAUAGUUGAUAAUUUGCCGCGUGCCACAAACAUGCCUGCUGAUGCUUUUCAGGAGUAUGGGAUGCCUGCUUGCAUGCUACAAUUUAGGGCCGUUCCACUGCUUACCUUCAGGUGCUGAAGGUAGGCAGUGGAAAUGGCACUGAAGUUUGCAAUGUAUAGUCAAAACUUUAGUGCACACUUUGCAGAAAACCAGUCUAAAAUCUAAUGCAGUGAGGAGGCUUGCUUUAUCUCUCCCUCUGUUUAAGGUAAUUAAAGAAAAGUCUCCAUGCAGCUUAUCUGACACCAGUCCUGUCACAGCACUUUGGGUGCAUUGUAACGUUUGGUUGCUUCAGGGUGACUGGCACACUAACAUGUUUAUGUUGUGGUUGGUGUGAAUUUUAUCAUGCAUUUGCUGCCAUUUGCUGCAUGCCACAGACAUGCCUGCUGAGGCUUUUCAUUAGUAUGGGACGCUUGCUUGCAUGCCGCAAUUUAGGGCCGUUGUUGCAAAACAUUCUUCUAGAACAUUCUUGUGGACAUUUUCUCGGUCAUUUACUUGGUCAUUGAACUGUGCUUUGUCAACACUAAGAGUGGCGCCAUUCCCACACUGAUGGGUGAAAAACGACACUGAACAGUGAUCAGCCUCCUUUUGAGAGGCAAGCGCACAAAAAUCUGCUCAUUCCAGCAUUUCGUGAACAAUGUGUUUUGUUCGAAGUGUUAUUGGUGAUGCCUUUUCUUUGUGCUACGUCUGUGUGAAUUCGUCUACGAUGUGUGUGUGCAGCGUGCGUUUUGUUUGUAUUUAUAUUGAGAAGACACCCUUCUUUUGUUGUUGUUCUUGUGAGUGCGCACAUGUGAAAAUAGGGAAAGCCUUCAUUUAACAACUACGCAAGGUCUUUAUUGCCGAAGAUAUGUCCACACCUGGCUUCAGCAGCUAGCAAUCUAUUGCUUAUCUUGUGGGACUCCACGGCUGAUGUUUGACCGUUUAAUAAGUAACCAUAUUUGACCAGUUGCCACUAUUUGUGAACAUUCGGCCCUUGUAAAAUGUAAAAUUGACUUUGAGGGGGAAUAUGUAACUUUGUUAAAUUUGUACUUAGAGCUGUAAUGAAACCUAUGGCUUGUUUUUGUUUAUAAUCACUCAAAAGUGUUUGAUUGAUGCACAUUGUUUGCUAAUGUUUUCACACAUACAUGUUUCUAGUGUUGGUAGUUUUGUGUAUUAGACUGUUUAGAGCUUAAUAUGUUACAGCACACUUGCAUUGCUUGCUGUGCAGAUAUGUUGAGAUGUUGUACCUGACAAAUUUCACACCUUGGCGUUCUGAGCUGAACAGGUGCAAAGCUCAGUUCUCAUGUUUCCACAUUUGGCUGGGCUGUAGGAAAUGCUACAACUGGUCCAAAUGGCUUCCGUUUCUGCAGCAAUAAACUGUGGCUACUCAUGAUUAAAUGUGUAAGCACGACUGAACGUCGAUGUAGAAGGAAACACACAUAGAGAUAGCGCUGUCUCAGUGUGUGUAUAUUUCUUUCUACAUCCUCAUUCAGUUGUGCUUACACAUUCCAUCAUGGAUUCAAACCAGCUAGCCCACCAACAUGUUUUAACCAAGUGGCUACUCAUUGUGUGCCCUUGGCACAGCAUCAGUGCCCGUGAAUGUCAGUAUUUCAAGAAUUUUUUGUUUUUUGUUGGGUCGUUGGACAUUGUUGAGGUUUUGGCAUUUGUCAGAAGUGAAUCGGCACAGUUAUUGCUUCAUGGCACUUCGCAUCUAACCUACCUUGACACUGAAGAUAUUACGUUGCUGAUUUCGCAAGAGGCUUGUUUUCAAUUGCCUUCCUUUCGGAAACUUUCUGUGGCUAACUUUAACUAGAAAUUUUUGAGCUUCCUUGAUAAGCUUUUGUCACUGCAAUAUAUGGAAGCGCCUUUUACUUUUUUUUGUGUGUGUAUGUGUGUGUUACGAAUGCGUUUUUUUUUAAAUGGAGCCUAUUUUGUCUGCACAUCAAGACACAACCAUUUGUACAUUACCGUUUUGCCAUACAAAGUUACAGAAGCUCCUUUGAGGUUUGAAGUGUUUAGUUCUGUCAUUGGUCAUGCACACGAUGGCUGUUGUGUAUUGAUUUCUUGAAACUUUUUUGGCAUAAGUUUGAAGGCUAACUCCAAAAAAAUUGGGACCUCAUAAAAAUCCUUGUUUCAGGCAGUGUGCAAAAUUUUAUGUUUGAAAUACGAGUGGAUGCAUCGCAGAAGGCUAGCAAAAAUAUGGCGUUCUUGAUAUCCUCAAAAAUAAAGAAACAAUGCCACCAUUAGCCAUUACCACUCACCAGAAGUGACACAAUAUCGCUUUGUUGAGAACCAGAGUGGAUCCUUGGCAUGUCCACCAAGAAUGGGUGACGCCAGCAGCAUUUUGAAAAUCUCUGAGGCCAUGUUCUGUGAUCUGUGUCGUACCUGCUAACCACCAGGCGCAUGCGAGGUCUGCUUGGGUGCUAUUUACAAGUUGCUAAUAAGAAAAUUGGGCAAUUGCCAGUACUGCAGCUUUGCCAAAAUUGCUUCAGUAGAAUGUACCACUCGCUUGUAACCAAUGUAGCCAAAGUGAAAUUUUGUUGCAGCUGGCCUUUGAUGACAUUGGCUUUGACUUGGUUUUUUUUAGCCGUUAUAAAAAUUUUUGGCUGUAGGAUCCCUGUAGCUACAGACUAAGUUGUUUGGCUUAGAUUAAACUAUAAUGAAUUAAAGGAAGCUCAAUUGAACUAAAUUGUAUUGCAUUACCUACUGUGCUUACUUUGCAAAAGCGGGCUUGGUGCAGAUAAUGAUAGUACAACAUUGCUUUCUCAUGUAAACAAAAACGUGGCCCAUUACUUGCAGAAAAUGUUCUUAUGGAUGAAGAAAAAAAUUUUUUCUGUUUCAAAUAGAGUAAUGAAUGAGGUAUACCUGCGGAUAAGACACCAAAAUUUCACCACUACAUCGUGCAAUAAUGGUAUAGCAUUUGCUGUAGAGUCAUUUGAUGUAUGUACUACCUGAUUUCCUGUGGCUUGUCCAAAUAGUACCAUUCUCAUGGGGUAUCCAAGUCCUCACAAGUCCUGGCAUUGUACUUGACAUUUAUAUGCACACAAAGCUUAUACAGUUCAGGUGUUGUUCAUGGCGCCAAUGUUAUAUACACAGCAUGCCUGCCAGUUUUGUCUGAUCAAAGGAAUGUGCCUUAUUACCGCAUCUUAGGCGAUCCUAAAGAUGUUUAUGAGAAGAGCAAUUUUAGUGAUGCUUGAAUGAAGUGUCUCAAGAUGUGGGAUUAUAAAAUUACAAUAUUUUUAGAAUUUCGUGCUCUUCUGAAAGUUGCAGAUGUACAGUGUGGCAUUGCCACUGGCUUUAGAGAUUGUUAGUCACAUGCAUUAAUAGGUAUUUUACUUGCAGUAUGUGUUGGCAAGUUCAUUCGAGUGUAUUUAGGGCAAUGCAAGCUGCUCACAAUACAGAUAAAGGAGAUUAAAACUAAGGCAGGUUCCAAGCACAUCGGAAAUGGUGAGAUAUGUCAUUGUACAAUAUGCACAUAGCCAUCAACGUGUUCUCCUGCACAAGGGAAAAAUGCAAGUUGUUUGCCUUCUCACUAGCAAUGGCGUUCACAUAGCUUGCCUUGUGUCAACUGAGCUUUGGCCUGACGUGCUUGUUAACGUAUCGCCAUAAAACCAGUGGCACAGAUAUAAAUGGCAUUUAAUUGUGGCAUUUUGUGAUGCUGUUUCUAUAGAGUUUACUGCAACAAUUACUAGAAAUAAAUCUGGAGCUAGUGUCUACGAGAGCUGGAAGCAUGGUGGUUCAGCCAGCAUAAAAAUGUUUAGUAUGUGGAUUUUACUAAACUUCGUCCUUCUGGCUUCAAACAGCUUUGUGACUUAGGAAAUAGAUCAUUUUCAAUAAGACGUUGCGUUAUGAAUGCAACAAUUCGUGGUGGUUAUGCAUAUUGCCUUCUUUAAUGCCUAUAGAAAAGUAUGCAUGAUGAUUAGAUAAAUUCCCAUGGCAACUGAGGAUCACAGUACCAGAGCUCCCCUUAGUAAAAUUUGUAGGAAAUUUUAUAGCUGUUCCCAAGCAAGGUGUGCAAAGCUUCUCUCCCAGUUUGACAAUGGGAAAGGUCUUGGAAUCAGUGUAAACUUCAUAAGGUAUGCUUGGCUCACGAUCUUAUCGGCAAGAUCUGUGCUAUGCGCAAACUUCUCUAACAUGUUGAACGAAGUAUCACGGGAGGCCACAAUCAUCGUAGCUGUUCCCAUCUGCGUCCAUUAUUCCAGCAUUUCAAUAACGAUAGUAUGUACACACCAGGCUUGCACUCUGCUGAAUACACACACCAGGUUUUUUUUACCGUCAAGGCUACAUGGAAAUUGUGUGUGGUGGAGUUCUUUUAUGAUCUGAGCCAAUUUCCCUAUCACAAAUGCAUUUCUGUUGGCUGUUCCUUUACAGGAUGGCCAAUAAAUGUUCCUUCACUGUUA
Dermacentor andersoni is the source of this 11032-nucleotide messenger RNA. RefSeq names its product kinesin-like protein KIF16B. Gene Ontology annotation, biological process: microtubule-based movement. The record is from RefSeq and is a predicted model, not a curated record. Lineage: Eukaryota; Metazoa; Arthropoda; Arachnida; Ixodida; Ixodidae. Gene Ontology annotation, molecular function: ATP binding; microtubule binding; phosphatidylinositol binding.